Molecule: messenger RNA, 2316 nt
Organism: Chanos chanos (milkfish)
Lineage: Eukaryota; Metazoa; Chordata; Actinopteri; Gonorynchiformes; Chanidae
Product: terminal nucleotidyltransferase 4A-like
Exons: 14
Coding region: 1-2316 (771 amino acids)
Biological process (GO): RNA 3'-end processing; polyadenylation-dependent ncRNA catabolic process
Cellular component (GO): nucleolus; TRAMP complex
Molecular function (GO): poly(A) RNA polymerase activity; mRNA binding
Source: RefSeq, a predicted model, not a curated record
AUGGAUCCGAGGGUAGCUUGGAUUCAGCCCGAACAGAAAGGACCUGCCAACGCUCUAUGGAUGCAUAUCUGGGAAACCUCUCAAAGUGUGCGGACAGACUCCGGCAAUCAACACCAUCCGCACCGUGUGAACUCCUGCCUGCCGCCUCACGUUGUAAAUAAUGGUACAAUUUCAUCCAGUUGCUAUCCACACCGGAGCGCACACGGAGCGUCGCUUUCACCUCCGUUUGGUAAUAUUAAUAGUGGACUAAAUUUAUGUGGGAUGGGUGAAUGGGGUAGAGGGCAGAAAAACAGGUCGUCAUCUCCAUCGUCUUCCUCGGUGGACUCCGAAACAGAUAGUCCAAAAUCGGAGUCGUCUACUACAACUUGUGACAGUACAACCCCAUUGCCUAUCGAUUGUACAAACCUUCAUUUUAACUUCAUAGAGCACUUGCACAAUGUCGACAACUGCGCACAUCAGCAGGAGCAUCUUUUUCGUAGUUUCCAACAUAAAUCUCCUCGGCACCAAUUAAUCCAUGGCUCUUUACCAAUUAAUAACCAACAGAAUCAUCACCCGGGACGAAAAAAAAGUGUCAGUAAGGCCAGCACUUUCGGGAGUAACUAUUUGCUGCCCAAUACAAAUGGGAAUUACUUACGCUCUGGGACCCCGUGGAGGACGCGAAAGUACAGCUCAGGUGUUAAUGGCCUCCACGAAGAGAUUGUAGACUUUUAUGCUUUCAUGUGUCCUCGACCCGAGGAGGAGGCCAUGAGGAGGGAUGUUGUGAGCCGAAUACAAGCAGUGAUCAAAGAUCUCUGGCCCACAGCAAACGUCCAGAUUUUUGGCAGCUUUAGCACUGGACUUUAUCUUCCAACAAGCGACAUUGACCUGGUGGUCUUUGGGAAAUGGGAACGACCACCGCUGCAGCAGCUGGACCAGGCUUUGAGGGAACAGAACGUGGCUGAACCCUAUUCCAUUAAAGUACUUGACAAAGCAACGGUUCCCAUAAUUAAGCUGACGGACAGAGAAACCGAAAUGAAAGUAGACAUCAGUUUCAAUGUGGAAACCGGGGUGAAAGCCGCACGGUUCAUUAAGGACCAUCUGAAGAGGUACUCAGUGCUUCCGUACCUUAUCUUUGUGCUGAAGCAGUUUCUGCUGCAGAGAGACUUGAAUGAAGUUUUCACAGGAGGCAUCAGCUCCUACAGCCUCAUAUUAAUGGCCAUCAGCUUCCUACAGCUCCACCCGAGAAUUGAUUGCAGGGGCUCCAAUAUCAAUCUGGGCAUUCUACUCAUUGAGUUCUUUGAGCUCUACGGGAGGCAUUUUAACUACAUGAAGACGGCCAUUCGAGUGAAAAACGGAGGGGCCCACAUCGCGAAAGAGGAGAUGAUGAAAAACUUCCCCAACGGCUGCAGACCGUCCAUGCUCUGCAUUGAAGAUCCACUCUUACCAGGGAACGAUGUGGGAAGGGGUUCAUACGGCGUUAUGCAGGUGAAGGCAGUCUUUGACUAUGCUUACAUCAUCCUUAGUCACGCCGUGUCUCCACUAGCGCGCUCCUAUCCCAACAAAGACUCUGACAGCACUUUGGGUCGCGUCCUCAGAGUGACUCAGGAAGUGAUUGACUACAGGGAAUGGAUCAUUCAGAAAUGGGCGAACAGACACAAUAUGAAUAUGGACAACCCUGGUGAGUGUGUGUCGAUACUGAACGGAGACUCUGAGGUGCGGGCGGUGUGUGACGAGGGGCAGAGGGACUGUGUGUCCCCCCACAGUGCUGACUCUCCCAUGUCCCUGUCCAGCCCUCAGCAGCACUCUUCAUCUACCUCCUCUACCUCAUCCGUAUCCUCGCUCUCCGGUAGCGACAAUGACUCUGAUUCGACUCCAAGUUGUGGACCUGCAUUUUCCAUCCCCGUGAUCCCACUGUCAACGCUGCCCGUUGGCCUUCACCUGCCCAAUGGAAAUGGAAGGCCCUCUGGAGGCCCGGUCCAUGUGGGGUCGUCCAGAAUCCAGACUCGAAUGUCUCUCCCCGGUAACCUGGCCGCUAACGCUAUGCCUGGGAGACAGGUUUGUAUAGACGGGAAGUUUCCCAUGAACGCUGUGUACCGCCUGCACCCCUCUGCUGCCCCCCCUACUGCCCCCCCUGCCUACCCCAGCCCUUUGCCAAGUCCUCAUCACCAUAUGAAGUUUUCUAACGGGCAGAGGUUUGGCGUGAAGGGGCCUUUUAAUGUGGCGGGAGAAUUCGACCACAGCCCAAUGCUGGGACCAAGAGCCCACCAUCCCCAACACAACCGAAACACCCCCCGUCGCAGGAAACGCGACGGGGGACCCAUGAGCCUCAGCAGAUAG